AUGACCUCCAUUCAAGAGCGCCUACAACUUAAGCGUGCACCGCUGGAUACAUGGAAUAUAAGAGAGCAGCUAUGUCUUGCCUCAGCAGUAGUCAGAAGUGGCGAUCAAAAUUGGAUGUCUGUUUCGCGGGCGCUUAAGUCUCUUGCUGAUCCCAAUCGCCCCCAGGAUUGGUAUUCACAAAAAAAUUGUGCUGUCCAGUAUGGUGCUUUAUUGGAACAUGUGGAAACUCCAAAGCGCAAGAAGAGGAAUUCAGAAGGUGGCGUGGAGACACCACAGGAAAGCAUCCUCAAACGGCUUAGGGAUCAGAGAGUACAGGAGAUAAAGAAUAGCCUAGCUGAAAUAAAUGCAGAAUAUGAACAAAUAAAGAAUGAAGUAAAUGAAGUGCGUAACUCAUCAACAUCUGAAGAAAAACUUCAAGAGCUAUGGGCUGAGAUUGAAGCGUCUAAACAGAAAAGAGAAAGAGAAAAUGCUACUCGUGCAGCUUGGAUGAAAGAGAGAGAGGAGCGAAUAAUCAAGGCUGAAAAGACAUGGAGACCUCAGACCACUGUUGCCACCACAACACAAGUUACAUCUUCCACGCCUUCAUCACCACUGUUAUCCUCUUUGUUAAAGUCCACACCAGUUGUCACCACACCACAGCAUAUCUUACACCCAAACAAUUGUAUCGAAACAGUGUCACCCAGUGCCGGUGCCCCGACACUGUCUUUAUUAUUGGAACAGCCACAAGAUAAAGAACAUGCAGCGAUAGAACAUAUAAAAAGUCAAUUGGUGCAGAUUGAACAUCAGCUUAAAGCCAGCACGAGUGGGUCACCAGUGCCUAACCCCCCUUCAAUAGUAACGACAGCUGCCACCCCUGCAGUGGAUAUAGAUGAUAUAGAGAUAAAGGCGGAAGAUGUAUAUGCGUUCAGUGAUAUAGAUAUACAUAUACCACCCGUGGCUGCGAUGCACAAGCCAAGGGUGGAAAAGCAAUAUAAGAAAGAAGAAGAACCAUGUGUUAUUGAGGAGCCUAUGCAAGAAGAUAAGGUUGAAGAAGUUCCUGUAUCAGAGCCGAUAGUAGAACCAUCAAAUACUACGGAAGAUGCACAGGUUGAACCGAUAAAAACAGAAGUGAUACAGGAGGAAGAAACCAUACCGGAAACGGAAAUAGUGCCGGAAGUAAAAAUUGCUUUCCCGGAAGUGAAAUUUCCGACACCGGAAAUAAAAGUUAUACAGUCGGAUGAUUCGCAGUUACAGCCAAAGGUAGAGCAAGAGCCGCUAGAAGCUAGCCUACCGCUAGAGGAAGAAGUUAAACAAGAGAAAACGGAAAUUGAGGAUACUGUGGAGGAGCCGAUUGUAGAAGAAAUUCAAGAUGUACCGGAGAAAGAAGUAAUAGAGGAGAAAGUAGAUGAACCCGAGCCUGCACCACUAAAAGUAGAUAUACCACAAGAAGACGCACAGCCUGAGCCAGAAGUUGCAGAGGUGGAGACGAACAUACCGACGGAAGAGAUACCUUUGCCGGAGUCACCUAAACCUGAGGAGCCAGCGAUUGAAGAGACGGCACCAGAAGCACAGCCUGAACCAGAAGCGGAUACAGAAGUGAAUGUGCAAAUACAAGAUAUACCGCUACCGGAGACGGAAGAGACCAAAGAGGAAAUGGAAGAAGUUAGAGAAACGAAAGAAGAAAAGAAAGUAGAAGAUGAGGACUUAAUACCAUUAAAGGAUAUGAUAAAGGAAGAAAUAGUACAAGAGAAAGACAAAGAAGAAGAACCUCAUACUGAAACAGAUGACGAUACUCCGAUGGAGUUAAGCAGAGAAGAAGAUAAAGAAGGAAAAACAAAGAGAGAUUAUUCAAGGAAGAAGAAACCGGAUUCCAGAACGUGUUCUGGUUCGGAAAGUGCCCCGGAUUCCCCGAGCUCAAGCGAAGCAGAGAGACAACACCGACUCUGGAAGAAGAGUGUUAUGCUUGUAUAUAGCAGGUUAUGCGCACACAAGUACGCGUCGUUGUUCCUGCGACCUAUCACCGAUGAAGAGGCACCGGGGUAUAGCACUAUAGUGAAGAGGCCUAUGGAUCUUUCGACCAUUCGACGGAAUAUAGAUGCGGGGCAUAUUAGGACCACAGCUCAAUUCCAGCGUGACGUGUUACUGAUGCUGUCAAACGCACUCAUGUACAACAGUACUUCGCACAGUGUUUAUGCAAUGGCUAAAGACAUGUUUGAAGAGGCACAAUGUCAGCUGGGGAUGUUGUUAGCUGCGCAAGCGCACGCAGGUUUAGUGAAUACGGCGCCUCCGACGCGUAAAAGGCGGCCGCAGACAAAUCCAAAUUCACCUUCGCAGUUUAAGACUCAGAGAUUGUAA
Molecule: messenger RNA, 2334 nt
Organism: Pieris macdunnoughi
Lineage: Eukaryota; Metazoa; Arthropoda; Insecta; Lepidoptera; Pieridae
Source: the annotation of a GenBank genome assembly